AUGAAGUGCAGUGCGUGCGGAAAGUUUAUGGCGGCGGCAGAGGGCGUUACGUGUCCUAAAUGCGAUAGAAAAUCACACAGGGCCUGCGUUAAAGUUCCUGAAGGUGUGCAGGUCCAACCUACUUGGUUGUGUCCGGACUGUAAAAUACGGACGCCCCGAAAGUCAGAUCAGAAUACGCCUGUGCGAGGACUUAAUUCCGAGUAUAUUAUCAAGCAAGGCGAAGAGAAACCCCAAAGCCCUGUGGCGCAAGGUUUCAAAGAGUCGGAACUAGCUCUCGAACUACGUAGAUUUAGAGAAGAACUGCGAGAAACCAGGGAAGAAUUUAGAUCUUUCCGACAGGAGAUGUUUGAUUUGCGUAAUUCCCUAAAAUCGUGUGAAGAACGCCUAGAUACAUUAGAAAACAAAUACACCCGUCUUGAAGAACAAUAA
Molecule: messenger RNA, 429 nt
Organism: Parnassius mnemosyne (clouded apollo)
Lineage: Eukaryota; Metazoa; Arthropoda; Insecta; Lepidoptera; Papilionidae
Source: the annotation of a GenBank genome assembly